Messenger RNA from Bacidia gigantensis, 588 nucleotides. RefSeq lists its product as uncharacterized. Bases 1 to 588 code for a protein of 195 amino acids. NCBI's taxonomy places the organism in Eukaryota, Fungi, Ascomycota, Lecanoromycetes, Lecanorales, Ramalinaceae. The transcript is spliced from 2 exons. The record is from RefSeq and is a predicted model, not a curated record.
AUGAAGUGGCACCCCGAAGACGAAAUCCGUCUUUUCGCUCACACACUCGAAGUGCACGCUAUUAAACCUAACCUAUCUGCCUUAGCUGCUCGCAUGGGACCUGGUAAGCUGAAUCUCAUCCAAACAUCACCCAACGAUGAUAUGUUGACAUCUAUCAAUGAAGAUGUGACUGCGAAAGCCUUGUCGCAUCGAUUCGCUCUAAUCCGCUCACGUAUCGCUACUAACUCUACCAACGACCCCAAUCACAUGCUCGUAUCUGCUACUCCUGAGAACGUGGCAUUCAGUGCAGCCAACAGCACCGCUACUAAGCACAACGACACUACGAACAUUCUUGCUUCCCAUACUACGAAGCGUAAACGCAAAGCAAAGGAUGAUAACUCGCUCCAUGACUCUUCUGACGCCGCUACUGAUCUUACUCGCCACCAAAGCAAGAAACGCAAGAUUACGGGUGAGGACCUCACCAGAGCUUUCUGUGUGUUAGCUGACAGUUCUACAGUCAAGAAAGAAGAUGAUGACAGCGCAAUGAAGGAUGUAGACGAACACGACAGCAAGGAUGAGGACACCGAUGUGACUGUGUUCAAUUUGUAA